CUCCUGAUGUGCUCCAAACGCAAGCUGUGCAUCGAUGUGGAUGUCGGUGUGGACGACGCACAGGGCCUCAUGCUAGUGCUGGCGCACCCGGACGCCCACAUUGUGGGCAUCUCCGCGGUGCACGGCAAUGUGGAUGUGGCGAGGGUGGGCCGCAACAUAGCGCGUGUGCUGACGCUGUGCGGCCGAACGGAGCUGCCCUUCUACCUGGGUGCCGAUGAGCCGCUGGUGCCACCUGCAGCCGCCGUGGAUGAUGCCAGCUUUUUCCACGGCAAGGAUGGGCUGGGGGACGUGCCUGAGGCCGUCCCCGCCUCCUCACACAUAGAGCUGCAGGCCCAGCCGGGCCACGGCGCGUUGCAACUGGCUCGGGCCGCUCAGGAGCACGAGGGCGAGCUGACUGUGGUGGCCACAGGCCCGCUCACAAACGUCGCGCUGGCCUGCAAGAUGGAUGCGCAAUUCCCUCACAGAGUGGGGCGGCUGGUGGUGAUGGGAGGGGCCGAGGGGGCGGGCAACGUGACACCGUGCGCCGAGUAUAACUUCCACUGCGAUGCCGAGAGCGCCCAUCUGGUCAUGUGCAAGUUCCCGCAGCUGGUGCUGGUCAGCUGGAACGCCACGGUGCGGCACGCGCUGCCCUGGUGCUGGGUGGACGCCUGGCUGGGCAAGCCCACGCGCAAGGCGGCCUUCAUGCGAGCCAUCAUGGCUGCCAGCAUGGCCCUGGAGAAGGAGAGAGACGCCGAUGCGGGGUGGAUUGCGUGCGACCCGCUGGCGUUUGCGCUGGCGGUGUGCGAUGAGGCUCUGCUGGCGGCUGAGCCCAAGCACUGCGUGGUGGAGCUGCAGGGCUCCCUCACCCGCGGCAUGAGCGUGUUCCAGGAGCCGGGGGGCGAGGCGGCGCUGCCUGCCAACGUGCUGCUGGUCACCGACAUCUGCAUGCAGCGCUUCCAGGCGCUCAUGGAUGCAGCCACCGACUGAGCGCGGCAGCAGUACAGCAGAAGUCUCUCUUGUACCAUCACAGUGCACUCGGCAUCCAGCAUUGCACAUUUCUGUGUCUUUUUAUAUUUUAUUGCACUGAAAUUGCAGCAGCGAGGCAGCAUUGCUCAAGGCUAUGAGAUAUGGGCAAUUUGCAGUUCUGAAGCGGUGUACAAGUAUAUGUA
Chlorella variabilis is the source of this 1148-nucleotide messenger RNA. RefSeq lists its product as hypothetical. Bases 7 to 966 code for a protein of 319 amino acids. The transcript has 7 exons. Gene Ontology annotation, molecular function: hydrolase activity, hydrolyzing N-glycosyl compounds. The record is from RefSeq and is a predicted model, not a curated record. NCBI's taxonomy places the organism in Eukaryota, Viridiplantae, Chlorophyta, Trebouxiophyceae, Chlorellales, Chlorellaceae.